Molecule: messenger RNA, 1431 nt
Organism: Penicillium verhagenii
Lineage: Eukaryota; Fungi; Ascomycota; Eurotiomycetes; Eurotiales; Aspergillaceae
Product: VOC family protein
Exons: 1
Coding region: 1-1431 (476 amino acids)
Molecular function (GO): oxidoreductase activity
Source: RefSeq, a predicted model, not a curated record
AUGACCGAACAUUGGGACCAGAAUGCGCUACGCGCUCGCUUCUGCCACGCUCUCUCCGAAAUGUAUAAGAGUGAAGUCCCUCUAUACGGAGAUCUGGUCGACGUCGUUUGGGAAGCAGACGCAAAAGCAAUCCAAGCGAGUCAAAACUUAAAAGGAAAACAGAUUAUCAACCCCGAUGAUGUUCUGCCUUCUCGACACCGAGUGGAAAGACAUGGUGCCAUUCGACUAGGAACACCCCAAGAACUCAGCACAGUCCGACGCAUGUUUGCCGUCAUGGGAAUGUACCCAGUGGGAUACUACGACUUGAGUCUCGCUGGAUUCCCCAUGCAUGCCACCGCAUUCCGACCCAAAACACACGAUGCUCUUACAGAGCACCCAUUUCGUGUCUUCACCACAGUGCUCAGAAUGGAUCUUUUAAAGGAAAGAACACGAGAACUGGCACACCAGGCACUUGCGAGGCGUAAUAUAUUCACAGCGAGACUUCUCGAACUCCUGGACCUUGUGGAUAUGAAAGGAUCCUUGACGCCAGCGGAGUACUCCGAGUUCAUCACAAACGGCCUUGAGACUUUCCGAUGGCAUUCGAAAGCAACGGUCACACUGGAAGAAUACCAGGUGCUCAAGGCUGAGCACCCUCUUAUCGCAGAUGUUGUCUCUUUCCCCAGCUCACAUAUCAACCACUUGACUCCUCGCACAAUCGAUAUCGAUCUAGUACAGCAACUCAUGGUAGAUCGUGGAAUGCCCUUCAAGGAGCGGAUCGAAGGACCUCCAAAACGGGAAUGCCCCAUCCUUCUGCGGCAGACAAGCUUUAAAGCCCUGGAAGAGACGGUCUACUUUAAAGAUACAUCGGCCGAAUAUGUGAAAGGGUCUCAUACGGCUCGAUUUGGCGAAGUAGAACAACGGGGCUACGCUUUGACUCGAAAGGGUCGUCAGCUCUAUGACCGGAUAUUAGACCAAGUCAAUGCGGAGGCAGCAAAGAACAAGAUCCAUGGCAACGACUACGAAGUGCUUCUGGAAGAUCGUUUCAAGGCUUUCCCCGAUAAUCUGUCUGCCUUGCGCCAACACAAUCUGGCAUACUUUUGCUACCGGUUAACACCAAUGGCCGAAAAACUGUCGAAAGAUGGUGUCGAUUCUUCUAGAUUCGGAAGCCUUUCCGUACCUAUUGAUAACCUUUUGGAGGAGGGAAUUUUGAGUUACGAGCCUCUCACUUAUGAAGACUUCCUACCAUUGUCUGCAGGGGGUAUAUUCAACUCCAACCUAGGAAAUAUCUCGCAGUCAAAACAACUCAUAAUGAGCGCCGAGCCUGAUCUUGAUGGUUUCCAGCGCUCACUGGGCUGCCUUAUUGCUGAUGAGUUCCAUCUUUAUGCCAAAAUGCAGGCCAGCUCUUUAGAGCUUUGCAGAGAGCAGCUGGGAUUGGAGACAAUUGAAAUUUGA